AUGGAUCUCCCCGUCACCUUCUCAUCCCCUCUCUCUUUCCUACACCGGCUGGCGAGAUGCAUUUGCCUUCAUUUGCUGCGCUUCGGGCCGAAGCCUAGACAUAUGGGAAUUAUAAUGGACGGUAACAGAAGAUUUGCGAAGAUGUCCAAUAUGGAGACAGCCAAGGGACAUGAGCUGGGGCUCACUGCACUGGAAGAGAACUUGGAAACAUGUUUCCAAGUCGGAAUUCGUACCGUUACAGUGUAUGCGUUCAGCUUGGAUAAUUUUCACCGCCCAAAGCCCGAGGUGGAUGCACUAAUGGACCUGGCUAAGAUACAUUUAGCUCGGCUGACUGGGCCGCAUGGUCUGCUCACAAGGUGGAAUGGAAAGCUCAACGUUGCUGGGAAUAACGAAAUGCUACGACCAGAUGUGCAAGAAGCAAUUCGAAAUGCAGUUUUGGCAACAGCAGGGGGGGAGGGCUAUGUUUUCAAUCUCUGCAUAGCAUACACAUCGAGGGAUGAGAUUACAACUGCAAUCAGGAACACAGUUAGUCUAUCCAAUAAUAUGCACAUCCCAGAGCAUCCCCCACUAGACCUGUUGAUUCGAACCUCUGGAGUCAGACGUCUCAGCAAUUUUCUCCUGUGGCAGUGCCAUCAGAAAACCGAAAUUCUCAUUCUGGACACAUUUUGGCCUCGUUUAAGAGGUUUUACCAUGAUGCUGAUGCUCUUACGGUGGAAAUCGAGAACAUGGCUGUCCCGCUUGUGGGGUGUAUGA
This is a messenger RNA of Aspergillus caelatus, 753 nucleotides long. Its product is annotated as undecaprenyl diphosphate synthase family protein. The record is from RefSeq and is a predicted model, not a curated record. The transcript has 3 exons. The coding region runs from base 1 to 753 and encodes 250 amino acids. Gene Ontology annotation, cellular component: endoplasmic reticulum; membrane; lipid droplet. Gene Ontology annotation, molecular function: ditrans,polycis-polyprenyl diphosphate synthase [(2E,6E)-farnesyl diphosphate specific] activity. NCBI's taxonomy places the organism in Eukaryota, Fungi, Ascomycota, Eurotiomycetes, Eurotiales, Aspergillaceae.